This is a messenger RNA of Pochonia chlamydosporia 170, 1062 nucleotides long. Its product is annotated as cyclin-related protein. The record is from RefSeq and is a predicted model, not a curated record. The coding region runs from base 1 to 1062 and encodes 353 amino acids. Gene Ontology annotation, biological process: regulation of transcription by RNA polymerase II; regulation of cyclin-dependent protein serine/threonine kinase activity. The transcript has 2 exons. Gene Ontology annotation, cellular component: transcription factor TFIIK complex; nucleus. Gene Ontology annotation, molecular function: cyclin-dependent protein serine/threonine kinase regulator activity. Lineage: Eukaryota; Fungi; Ascomycota; Sordariomycetes; Hypocreales; Clavicipitaceae.
AUGGCCACCGAAGAUGAGCGAUACCGGCAGUCAAGCCAAUUUAAGCUGUGGUCCUUCUCACCAGCUAGCUUGCAGGAAUUGCGCGAGAAGACAAAUUCCUUGGCGAAACAGCAAAUCACACCUCGGAUAGACCCCGUCCCCGACUUUCUAACGCCAGAAGAGGAAUCUCAACUUGUCAAAUUCUUCACCAUUGAGCUCAUCCGAGCCGCCCAGUUCUGUGAACUGCCUACCGAAAUUCGAUCAACAGCGGCGAUCUUUCUACGACGAUUUUACAUCACUAACUCUGUUAUGACGUACCCCCCGACCGAGCUACUUAAAACAUCUUUAUUCUUUGGGUGUAAAGCAGAAGGCUUUUACAUCAGGCUUGCUAAGCUGGCUGAGAAAUUUCCAAACACGACGAGCGACCAGAUUCUUGCUGGCGAAUAUUUACUAUGUCAGGGCAUCAGAUUUGCGUUUGAUGUACGGCAUCCGUUUAGACCUCUGGAAGGGGCUAUCUUACAGCUGAGAAUGAGGCUUCCGGAUGAAGAAACGAGGAUAACCAAUGCCCAUCACAAGGCCCGGGAGAUCCUCAAGUUUAGCGCGUUAGUCACGGAUGUGUAUUUCCACUUCACGCCCAGUCAAAUCAUGCUUGCUUCGCUAUUGAUGGUAGACUCGGGACUUGUGGAUAUUCUGCUGCCCAAGCCAGCGGAGGAUGGUAAAUUGGAUGGAGACAAAGCUACUGGUAUACAUACGGAUAUCUAUGAAAAGAUCAUGACCACUGUCGAGAGCUGCCGUGCCAUGCUGGAAGACGAGCCGCCGGAAAGAAUGACGGAAUACUGGGGGACCCCGGAGAUUGUCAAGUCCAUGAAGCCACUGAGGAAGAAGCUUCAACGAUGCCGAGAUCCAGACCGAGCUGACCUGGUUGCUUUGCAACGGGCACGACGCGAACAAGCUGUUGCGAAACCUAAAAAGCCGACUGGUACAAACGACGGAGCAGUUUUUGGUGAUGCCGAGUCCAGAGACCCCAAACGGCGGAAAGUUACUGGCACAGACGACAUGUUUGGUCCGGCGCUGGGACAAUGA